GUGAAAUGAAUCAGUAGUUGGGAGGCGGAUAUGACGUCUGAAGACGAAUUCAAACAUGGCGGAAUACUUGGCUUCCAUUUUUGGAACAGAAAAAGACAAAGUAAAUUGUUCGUUUUACUUCAAAAUUGGAGCCUGUCGACAUGGAGACCGAUGCUCCAGACUUCACAACAAACCCACCUUCAGCCAGACCCUUGCCCUCUUGAACAUUUACCGAAACCCUCAAAACUCUGCUCAGUCAGCAGAUGGCGUGUGCAGUGCCGUCAGCGAUGUGGAGAUGCAGGAGCACUAUGAUGACUUCUUUGAGGAAGUGUUCUCGGAGAUGGAGGAGAAGUAUGGCGAGGUGGAGGAGAUGAACGUGUGUGACAAUCUUGGUGAUCACCUGGUGGGGAACGUCUAUGUAAAGUUUCGUCGUGAAGAGGACGCAGAGAAAGCUGUCAUUGACCUGAAUAACCGCUGGUUUAACGGUCAAGCCAUACACGCCGAAUUAUCCCCAGUCACAGACUUCAGGGAGGCUUGCUGUCGGCAGUAUGAGAUGGGGGAGUGCACUCGAGGCGGCUUCUGCAACUUCAUGCACCUGAAGCCCAUCUCCCGGGAACUUAGACGAGAGCUGUACGGACGCCGCAAGAAGAGGCCCCGCUCACGGUCUCGAUCAAGAGAACGUCGCUCUCGUUCCAGAGAUCGCGGCAGAGGAGGUGGAGAUGGAGGACGAGGAGGACGAGAUGGAGGAGGACGAGAGGGGGGUAGAGACCGGGAGAGGAGGAGGUCACGUGAUCGGGAGCGUUCUGGAAGAUUCUAAAAGUUCAAAAACAACUCCCCCUUUUCCACUAUUGGGUAGCAGUCUCGUCCUCCUGACCAAAAAUGUGAUGUAACUGUUUUGAUUUGUAUCUUUUAUUGGGCCUUUUUUUCUUGUUUCUUUUUUCUUUUUUUCUAGGAAAGACUUCUCAAUAAAAUAAGCAUAUUUUGCUGAA
Molecule: messenger RNA, 968 nt
Organism: Engraulis encrasicolus (European anchovy)
Lineage: Eukaryota; Metazoa; Chordata; Actinopteri; Clupeiformes; Engraulidae
Product: splicing factor U2AF 35 kDa subunit-like
Exons: 8
Coding region: 56-796 (246 amino acids)
Biological process (GO): mRNA splicing, via spliceosome
Cellular component (GO): spliceosomal complex; U2AF complex
Molecular function (GO): pre-mRNA 3'-splice site binding; metal ion binding
Source: RefSeq, a predicted model, not a curated record